AUGACUAUAAUUUCUCAUCGAAUUAAACUAAUAAAAUAUUGUUGGCGGUUAUUGAUCAUCUUUCUCACACCACUUGUCCUAUUACCUCUCCCACUCAUUGUUGAAACAGCUCAAGCACGAUGCGCUUAUAUUGUACUUAUUCUUACUGUUUAUUGGGUAUCCGAAGCAAUGCCAUAUGCAGUCACAUCUAUAUUGCCACUUUCUUUCUUUCCAUUGGCAGGUAUUAUAUCUAGUGAUAACGUGGGCCUGAACUAUUUUAGAGAAAUAACAACAUUAUUUGUCGGAAGCAUGAUGUUAGCUCAUGCUAUGGAACAUGUUCAUUUACAUCGACGAUUGGGAUUAUUUGUUCUUAGCAUUGUUGGUACAUCGAUCAAAUGGAGCAUGGCUGGACUGAUGGGAGUAACUGCUUUUUUGAGUAUGUGGAUCAACAAUUCGGCAGCAACAAGUAUCAUGAUACCAGCAGCAAUUGCCAUUAUCGACGAACUUCAAAAUUAUCAACAAGAAAAAUCAGUAAUUGAUAAAAUUGUAGCUCGUCGACAAUCGAAAGAGAUUGUAUUUGAUGAAUCUACUAGUAUGAACAUUUCUAAUUCUAAUAAUUUAAAUAAAUAUGCAAUAUUCUUAUUUGAAGUCUCGCUUGACAUUACAACAUGUGUUGAAGAACAAAUAAAACAAAUGCCGACAAUUCAAGAGAAUGUUCCCAUUGAAUUAAAUGAACAAGUAAUUCAUGAUCAAACUGAUCGUUCCUUAAAUACUGUAUUAAAUUCUACGUCGACAAAUCAUGUAAACUAUAAACAACUUAAAACCGCUUUUCUCAUUGCUGUAGCCUACAGUGCAGCCAUUGGUGGUUUAGCAACAUUAGUCGGAACUGGUCCGAAUAUUUUUGUUAAAGGAUUUACUGAUAAAUAUUAUGGCAAAGGAUCUCAUGCAUUUGACAUUUCUUUUACCAAUUUUCUUUUAUUCGCCUUACCAAUCGGUGUAAUCAUGCUUGUCAUCUGUUGGUUAUGGUUACAACUUUUGUAUAAUCGUAAAGAAUUAUUACCGUGGAUAAAAGUGGAUCCAAAUAGUUUAGAAUCUCAAAAAUAUUUAAAAUCUCUUCUCAAAAACCAAUAUAAAGAAUUGGGUAGUCUCAGUUGGCAAGAAUAUACAAUAACCAUUUUAUUUUUUAUUAUGGUUAUACUUUGGGUAACACGUGAUUUUUCAAGCUAUCCUGGUUGGGGAAUCAUUUUUCGAGAAGACUACGUUACGGAUGCUACAGUUGCUGUACUUAUUGGUACAUUACCACUUAUUCUACCGAAUAAAAAUCCAUUUAGUAAACAAUGGGAAUACCAACCUAUCAUUCAUUGGGAUCAUUUAUCGAAAAAAUUUCCAUGGGGUGUGUUUAUGUUACAAGGUGCCGGUUUGGCUAUUGCUGAAGGAUUCAAAGAAUCGAAUCUAUCGGAAACAGUUGCAAGUUUUCUUCAUUUUAUUGUUGGAGCUUCUGAUAUAACUAUUAUUUUUGUUGUUAUUGUAUUGAGUGCAAUAUUUACUGAAUUUACAAGUAAUCUUGCAUGUGCAACUAUCUUAUUUCCAAUACUCGGUAGCAUUGCAAAAACAACAGGAAUUCAUGCAGCUCGUCUUAUUUUGCCAUCAUGUAUGGCUGUUUCACUCUCAUUCAUGUUGCCCAUUGCCACUCCACCUAAUGCUAUGAUAUUCUUACGUGGUAAUGUUAGAAUUAUCGACUUGGUUAAAGUCGGACUUGGUAUGAAACUAUUUGGUAUUGUUAUAAUUCUUAUUGCAUCAAUGAAGUAUAGGACAUCAAGAAAAGUUCGACGCUUAGAAAAAGAAGCAAUUUUACGUGCAAAAGAUUCUGAAUAUACACGUGGAGUAUCCGAUCGUUUAUUAUCGAGUUUAAAUCUAAAUUCUGACGAUGAUGAUAAGGAACGGAAUCGACGACAAAUAUCAACGCGACCAAUACGUCAAAUUCAAAAAGAACUUGAUUAUCCAAUCGAAACGAUGGAUCAAAUAAAUGAACGAAUACAACAAGAAGUUAAAAAAAGACAAGCAGCAGCAGCAGCUGCAGUAACAACAACAACAUCAUCAACAUCAACAGCAAAAUCAACAAGCCGAAAUUAUCAAACAAGAUCAUCCGUAGAUGAUCGAACAAAUCGCGAUAAUACAAUUACAGGAAAAUAUACAAGCAACAGACAGACGAAUGCUGGCAAAUCAUAUUAA
Messenger RNA from Rotaria sordida, 2211 nucleotides. The record is from the annotation of a GenBank genome assembly. NCBI's taxonomy places the organism in Eukaryota, Metazoa, Rotifera, Eurotatoria, Philodinida, Philodinidae.